CGAUAUUGAGGGCGUGAUGCUUCGAAAGUCAAGAGGUCGAUAUAUGACCUGCCUGCCGACACUUGGGAAUUCUCCCUUGGCUGCUGCCUGUGCUGUGCUCAACGUCCAGGUGAGAAUGAUUACCCAGAAUAUGUUCAGGUGUUAUGUGCUGACAAGGGGCUUGGAAUAAUGUGCCAUGUCGGUCAACUCACGAGUCAUCAAAACGUUCCUACAGUGGUCUCCGGAGGCUAUCGAGGUUCCUCUUAACGACGGCUUGCGCAUCCAAAUCCUUCCCACCGUCGACGAUCUUCUUCGUGCCCGAAAACAUCAGUUUGCGGCUUUUGUUGCCUCAGAAGGCUUGCUCGUCGUUUAGGAUGACGAUCCCCUCCAUCUGAUUCCCAGAGCCAAGCAUAUCGAGUCAGCGCUCAUGCAGCUCGUAUGGAAGGACGGCAAUGAGGUUGACGACGAGGAGGAGAGUGCUCCUCCCAUGAGCGGCGAGCCGAAACGAGAAAAGCGACCGGUUCACUUGCUCAACACCUAUCUCGUCAGCAUCACGCUCUUGAUCGUUACAGUAUCCCUUAGGUCCGCCUGGAGGCAGCUCGCUAUUGAAGUCAUGGUUGAUGGUAACUUUGUCCGUCUUGCUCUCGUCGUCCUGGCACCGGUCCAAAUCUUCUUCACUCUAUUCUUCGCUCAGGUCAUUGUCGGCUGCUUGGCUCAGAUAUUUGGACCUAUUCAACAGCUCUCGGUCAACUCAAAGUUUUACUCGGCCAAACUGCCGCCGAGGCUGCAGACCCCUACCCUGCCUCACGUUACGGUGCAGUGUCCUGUCUACAAAGAAGGCCUCGCCGGUGUCAUUGCUCCCACAGUCAAGUCGAUCAAGCACGCCAUCUCCACGUACGAGCUCCAGGGUGGUGCGGCAAACAUGUUUAUCAAUGACGAUGACCACAGCAUCGGUUGGGUUGCCCGCCCUAGGCACGGCGAAAACGGCUUCCAGCGCCGUGGCAAGUUCAAGAAGGCACCCAACAUGAACUUUGCCCUCAUGAUCUCGUGCAAGGUGGAAGAAAAGCUUAGCCAAAUCCAGAGAUCCCCGGAAUGGUCCCAGCAUGACGAAGCUCAAGCCUAUGAGCGCGCCCUCCAAGAGGUUCUCGAGGAAGAUGGCCGUGCCUGGACUGACGGCAAUAUUCGGAUGGGCGACUACAUUCUCUUAAUUGACUCGGAUACCCGUGUACCGGCCGACUGCUUGCUUGAUACUGUCUCGGAGAUGGAGCAGUCCCUCGACGUUGGUAUCAUGCAGUUCUCAUCAGGUGUUAUGCAGGUUGUCCACACGUAUUUCGAGAACGGUAUCACCUUCUUCACCAAUCUGAUUUACAGCGCUAUUCGGUAUACCGUCUCCAACGGCGAUGUUGCUCCCUUCGUUGGUUACAACGCCAUUCUUCGUUGGUCUGCCAUCCAGCAAGUCUCGUACGAGGAUGAAGAUGGCUACGAGAAGUUCUGGUCCGAGAGUCACGUGUCGGAGGAUUUCGACAUGGCUCUACGAGGCCUCUGGUUGGUCGAAUUAGUCACGACUUUCCAUUGUUGA
Messenger RNA from Neurospora tetraspora, 1558 nucleotides. Its product is annotated as glycosyl transferase family group 2-domain-containing protein. The coding region runs from base 407 to 1558 and encodes 383 amino acids. The record is from RefSeq and is a predicted model, not a curated record. The transcript is spliced from 3 exons. NCBI's taxonomy places the organism in Eukaryota, Fungi, Ascomycota, Sordariomycetes, Sordariales, Sordariaceae.